This is a messenger RNA of Nomia melanderi (Alkali bee), 2856 nucleotides long. RefSeq lists its product as uncharacterized. Gene Ontology annotation, molecular function: DNA-binding transcription factor activity, RNA polymerase II-specific. NCBI's taxonomy places the organism in Eukaryota, Metazoa, Arthropoda, Insecta, Hymenoptera, Halictidae. Gene Ontology annotation, cellular component: nucleus. The record is from RefSeq and is a predicted model, not a curated record. Gene Ontology annotation, biological process: regulation of transcription by RNA polymerase II.
ACCUGUUCACCGCGAGAUGUCAUCGUUGUGAAAACACAAUUGCACCUGCUGGUCAUACUGGUUUUGAUGUUAAAUAAGGAUGACAUUAUUGGCAAUACAAAAAAUGUCGACGGCAUACUAAAUUUGAUCAAUCUACCUACGAUUGAACAAAGAACAAGAUUUUAUUUUAAACUGUACAAACAUAUUGUUUAAGUACUUCACAUAUACCACCUGGGCAUUACUAUUUACAUGGUGUACAUAUAAGAAUUAGAAUAUUAUUAAUCAAUGUAAAAAAUAUAAAAGUUAUUACCAAGUUAAACAACGAAUAUAAUAUUUAAAUAAUUUAAAAUUCUAACAUAUUCGUAACUAUUUUUUUUGGUUAUAUACUGACAUACGUAUUAUUGCGACGAAUCGUAUUUUUUUGCCAAACGCCUUAAAUAGCCGCCUCUUUUAAAUGUAGUAUACAUUUUCUAUUGUGAUCGUUGUAUCGUUGCGCAUUUCGAGAUGAGAACGUAUAGAAAUGUGUACUGAUCGCAUUUAAAAAAUCUGUCAUGUCUUUAAGUAUACGAUAGAAUGUCGUAUAAAUGAGACACUUUUUGGUACGUAAUCAAAGAACAUAAUUUUAUAAAACAGAUAGUUUUGUGAAAGAAACACUUGGAAUUUGUACAGCAGCUGAUGCAUGUAAAGAUGGCCAAGCUCAAUACAAACAAAUAGUGACCAGCGACGUGCUGGUUUUACAACUAGCUCUGCAUAUAAAAGACAGAUGCUAAAGAGAUUUUAAUUAAUGGUCUCUUAAAAAUGGCUUAUGAUCCACGUGAUAUAAAAUAUUCAUCUGAGAUUCAUAGUCAUCAACACAAUCAACCCAAUAUGACUGGGUAUACAUAUUCUGGGCAUCCUUCGCAUCAUGUCCAACAAACAGAUGAAAACAGAAAUGAGAAUACUUGUGGAAAUAAAGAAGCAUGUCCACAGAUAACACGCCAGUCUUCUGGAACACAGACCACUCAAAAAGUGGACGCAGCAACAAUGACAGAUCCUUUACAAAUAGAUUUUAAACUUACGUCUGAAUAUUUAGCACGUUGUUCUAAUACAUUAGGACUACCAUAUGUAAGUAAAUAUGAAGAACACGCAAAUAACUCGACUCACAAUUGUCAAGAAGUACGGCCAAAAAUCGAAUAUGAAGUUGAACCACAACAUAUCAAUGGUACUUUAGUCUAUCAUUGCCCAGAGUGUGCAUACCGAUUUGAAGAUCAAGAUGCGUUACACGAACAUCUUGAGGACCAUAGACAGCGACCUUAUAUCUGUGAUAUUUGUGGUGCAAGUUUAAAGCGCAAGGAACAUUUAGAUCGCCAUAAACAAGGUCACAAUAAAGAUAGGCCUUAUCAGUGUAGUAUGUGUUGUAAAGCAUUUAAACGAAAUGAGCAUCUCGCUCGUCACAUGAUUAUACACUCAGGUAGCAAAAAUCAAGUUUGUACAGAAUGUGGCAAAGCUUUUUAUAGAAAGGAUCAUUUGAAAAAACACUUACAAAGCCAUAAUAGUAGCAGAAGCAAAAAUCCAAACAGUUCUCAAAAUAAUCAGAAUAGUCAAAAUAAUGGUGACGAAGGAUUGAGUAAUUUUGCAAUGACAAUGAGGCAGGCUGGGCCACCUCCAUUUUCUAUUUUGCGAACUUAAUACAUUUUUACCCUGAUCUUAUGCUAAGAUCAUUUUAGAAUUUAGGCAAUUUAAAUGUAAGAGAUUGAUACAAUGAGCUUUGUUGGAUACAUUUUCAGGAAAUAUUGAAUAAUUGUUGACAGUUUCGAAUUUUGCAGUUAAUUAGUCAUCAAAUAUUACCUGCAAAUAGUGUAUAAUAUAAAACAGGCUCUAAGGUAUCCAUGCAGAUUUUAUAUUUCUCUUUUGAAUACGCUUCUAACAUGCACAAUGUUCUUGAAGUACCUGUUGAGAACAAUUCUUCAGAUCUAGAUUUAUUAAAUUAUUUUUCCCAGGUUUUGUAUUUUCGAUAAUAUUUAACAAGAAUUAAGGCAAUAAGGAAAGGAAAAAUUAAAUAUGAAUUGAUCUACUUUCUUUUGAGAAAGAUGUACAACAGUUUUUAAGUAUCUUCUUUUGUAGCAAAAAAAGAAAAUGAUGCAGAUAUUUUAUGAUGAAGAGACCAAAAUUCUUACUAUACCUAUAAUAUAUGAAGAAACUGUCUGUUUAUUAUUAUGAAUGUAAAAAAGGAGGAGGAAAUACAUAAUUUUUCGUUUCCUGCUAAAAUAACGGCAUCAACUUCUUGAAUAAUGUGCCUAAAGAAAAGAACAUAAUAUUUGCACAAAAUAGAGAAAAUAAUUGAAGUUAAUAAUUCAGCCUCAUAGUGACGUACUCUUAUUUCUAACAGGAAAGGAACAUUGCAAAUCGUAAUUUUCGAAAGAUAAUUUGUUUCAAAGAAAUGUAGGUUUGUUAGCAAUACAUCCUUUUUUCAAAUAAAAUAUUAUGAGUAUACAAUGUUGAAAAAAUAUUGCAUGGUUUAGACUGUUUUAAACGGUUAAAAGAACUACUAGGAAUCUGUCUGAUAAACAGUCUUUGCAGUGUUCCUUCAAACAUGGAACUGAGAUAGUAAUUAUUUCUUUAGCAGUAAUAUGCAGAUUAUUACCAAGAGAUGAAUACCGAGAACAAAAAUACGUUAACCAAUUAUUUAAUAUUUAUAGUUUAUAUGAUGCAUAUGGUUGCGUGUGUUAUUGUAUAUGUGUAUAUGUACAAAAGUGCGUAUAAUAUAUACUACAUGUUAUCAUAUUAUAUAUUAUAUAUUAUGCGCACAUUUACAUAUAAUAUUGUUACUUCGAUUUUUUCCUUGUAUAUUAUUUAUAUUUAUUAAGAAAACCGACCAUAUAUCGGCUUUAUUACGUA